ACGAGUGCAUUUUUUUCAUAUAACACGAAACGGUGCAAAGUUAUGACGCGAGCGCAAAUUGCAAAGAGUGCGCGCGCUGCCAAAAUUUCGUCCAUCUUGACUUUUCUGUGAUGCGUUUUUCAUGUAAAUUAAUAACUUACAAGUAACAACAUGAUAUUCGUACAUUUUGGUUUGAGUAAGCACUCAUAAAUUUGUCAAAAACUACAAAUUGCACUCGCCAACGAGCUCGCACAAGUAUUUUGUCCUUGAAAAAUUUACUUGUGCUUAUUAACACCAAAUUUCAAUCGAAAUCCCAUUUAGGAGACGCAAUCGCGUGACUUUAGUUUUUCAUCGAAUCCGAUCUGAAAGACGCCUAUUUCAAUAACAAACGUUUGGUCAUGAGAUAUGAUGCCAUGGUGCUUUAUUUAAAAGUUGCCUUAGUUAGGGCAUCGCCAGAUCAACCGGUGCUCGAUUUCGGGUGGCCCCGGUUUUACUUCGGGUUCGAUGUUGCAGGGAGCAGGAUUGUGGACAACUCCAGACUCUUUCCAUCAAACUGAAGUCCCCGUAUUUUUUUUUUUUUAAAUCUCAGCAAUAUUCGCACAUAAUUGGAAAAACGCAUUUAGACAAAUAAUUGAGUGCUUGUAAAUGAAGCUCAUUCGAAACUUUAUUUCAGCUAAAAAGUGAUGACGAUAAGUUACUAACUAGCAGCGCGAGGUAGGUAAUGUAAUGUCAUCUCUAUCACUGUUACUGAUUGUCGGAAGCACCACAAGCACCUCCCACAUGACAACCACAAGCAUGUUCCUAGUUACCAAUAUAAUUUUCAUGCACUAUAACCAACAUCACUGUUAUUGUCGCCAUUUUUGUUACCAUUACCCUUGUCACCACAUCACUGACACCUUCUUCAUCACCAUGAUCAUUUCUUUUUUUAACCAGUGAUUCAUUGUAAACCAAUACUUCAACUUAAUACUUCGCGGCGCUAACCUUCCACGCAUCCCACAGAAACAUCAACAUUAGCAUUAACACGUUGUCUUCUUUUUUUGUCUAUAUUGUUUAACUGCAUUUUUUUUGGUUUUAUUCCAUCUUAUCUUUUAUUAGAAAACACGGAAGCGAUGUGGAUAUAGGUGGAAAUGUUUGUGAACCUGAAGAAAGUAUUUGGGACCAGUUUAUAAAUGCAAUUAAACGAAACACCCCGAAAGCUACGAAAAUCUUAUGUCAGACGAUUUUAUGGUUCCCUCUCACCCAAGGAAGCUGAAAAAAUUGUUACUCAGUAUGAAGAUGGGCACUACCUUGUUCGAGAAAGUAUGAAUGAUGACGCUCCCUGUUACGCUCUCACAUUCAGAUUCUUUGGAAGUAAUAAGCACUUAAAUCUGCAGUAUGAUGGCAAAAUGCAUUAUGUAGGUGGAAGGGGAUUUGAGUCCCUUGACGACCUCGUUAACGAUGGCCUGACUUCUAUGUACCUUGAAAUGUGCAUACAGAUCAUUAACCACCGAGUGAAGGGCUCGUAUUCUGAGACAAGAGUUGAGACUCCCUCAGACAGGGAUGAGGAAAAUUUGAUCAGCGAACAAGAGAGUAUGGAUCAACGUAGCAGCAACGAUCAAAAUGCUGGAAAAGUUCCCAGAUUUGAUGUUGUCAAGAGGUUACGGGAGAUUGCACCUGCUGGCACAACAGGUCCCUUGCUACAAGAAACUUGUGACGUCGCGGAUAUUCCUAUUAGUCAGAGAAGGAAUUUGACAAUUCACUUGAGCGGUGGAAAUGAAUGGCAGUUAUUGGCAGAGCGACUGGGCUUGAGUUCGGCAGAAAUACGUUUCCUUGACAACCGAGUGAUAAACCCCUGUGACGCCGCUUUGGGUCAUGCUCGUAAACAAGGCUUGGUUCGUACUGUGGGAGAAUUGUACGACAAGCUCGUAGAGUGCGAGUUCCCUAUGUGGGCAGAUUUGCUUUAAAAAAAAAAACGGGUAACUGAAUUCUGGUUUUAGAGUAGG
Molecule: messenger RNA, 1961 nt
Organism: Stylophora pistillata
Lineage: Eukaryota; Metazoa; Cnidaria; Anthozoa; Scleractinia; Pocilloporidae
Biological process (GO): actin filament organization; regulation of GTPase activity
Molecular function (GO): GTPase activator activity
Source: RefSeq, a predicted model, not a curated record